This is a messenger RNA of Gasterosteus aculeatus aculeatus (three-spined stickleback), 1284 nucleotides long. The record is from RefSeq and is a predicted model, not a curated record. NCBI's taxonomy places the organism in Eukaryota, Metazoa, Chordata, Actinopteri, Perciformes, Gasterosteidae.
GUGGGUGCCUCGGGCACGCGGGCGCAAUAACGUGUCAUACCACGUGGUCCUUUUGCGAGAGCCAAUCAGAUGCGUCCAGAUCACAGGUUCCGCGUUCUGAGCGGAAGAGAAGAUGGCUGCUGCGAGGAACGGAAAGAACGGGAUCCUGGAGAAAUGGCGUAUCGAUGAGAAACCAGUGAAGAUCGACAAAUGGGACGGAGCUGCUGUGAAGAACUCUCUGGAUGACGCCGCGAAGAAGGUGCUGCUAGAAAAGUACGGCUACGUGGAGACCUUUGGGCUGGUGGAUGGUCGUCUGGUCAUCUGCACAGUCUCCUGUCUCUUCGCCAUGUUGGCUCUGAUCUGGGACUUCCUGCACCCCUUCCCCGAGUCCCGACCAGUUCUGGCCUGCUGCGUCAUCUCCUACUUCAUCAUGAUGGGCAUUCUGACUCUCUACACCUCCUACAAGGAGAAGAACAUCUUCCUGGUGUCUCUGCAGAGGGACCCUUCAGGACUGGAUCCAGACCACAUGUGGCAGCUGUCCUCGUCCCUGAAGAGGUUUGAUGACCAGUACUCGCUCAGAGUUUCCUUCUCUGACGGGAAGUGGAGAAACUCUCGUGAGGCAGAGUUCACCAAGUCGGUGUCUUCGUUCUUUGACGAGAACGGGACUUUGUCCAUGGACCAGUUUGAGAAAUGUGUCUCAAAACUCCACGACACGCUGGCAUCCGACAAGAAGACCAAGUAACCACUGUGUCAGUACGUCAAUACUCCGGUGUAUAAUAAAGUAUUUCUCCUCCCUCACACGAUGUUCUUGUUAAAGCACAUGAUGCCUUCAAGGACACUCAGAGAUUCAAAGACUCAAUGUCAGCUGCAACAAGCAGAUUUUAAAAUUCGCAGAUGAGAAGAAAUGUUGUAAAAGAAGCUGGUGUUUGAUGUUGUAUCUUCGGUUUCUCGACAUAACACCACCUGAGAUCCAUGUCUUUGUGUUGAGCCAACGGCUCAUUUUAAGCUCGGUCUUUGUCGUCUCUAUUUAAAACAAGAUCACAUCACUGGUGGGUGGAGCCUCUGCGGUCACAUGGGCGGAAACGAGCAGCCUGAUUGGUUCUUUACCAAUGAUAGAAAUAAAAGGUCUGAAGCGUUUGUUUCCGACUGCAAUGACAGAAAUUUCAGAUUUACAUUGUUAGCAUCCGUGAAUGAACGCGUCGAAGCCUUCAAACCAGAAGUGUAAACUUUACUUUAAGUGCUUUUCCUUUUUUAGCUCUAUAACUUCAUAGUUUGGAGAAUUAAAGAUGGAGAUUGUUACAGAAA